AUGGUAACGCAAAGCAAUGCUGUGACCAGCCUGCUCGCAGGAGGAACACAGAGCCUCCCAGGCUUUCUCCUCCCUCAUCUGGAACUAAGUGCCAGUGGGCUGGUUGUGACCGAAUUUGGCGGCCGGAUGCCCCGCAGUGCAGAAGAGCUGCAGAAGUUGUUGCCGGGAGUAGGGCGAUACACAGCAGGAGCAAUCGCUUCUAUUUCCUAUGGCCAGACGACCGGAGUUGUGGAUGGAAACGUAAUCAGGGUUUUAUGCAGACUCCGCUGUAUCGGGGCCAACUCUGGUUCACCGGCAGUAGCUGACAAACUUUGGGACUUGGCAAACCAUCUUGUUGAUCCUGAGCGACCAGGAGAUUUUAACCAAGCCAUGAUGGAGUUAGGGGCUACUGUGUGCACCCCAAAAAAGCCACGGUGCACUGAGUGCCCCUUACAAAGCCAGUGCCGGGCAUAUGAAAAGGUUGAAGCCGAUUUAACAUCAGCCGCCGGUAAACUAACAAACAGAAAUCCCGACCCUAAAUAUGCCGCUGGAGACAUUGAAGAGUGCGAUUUGGCCCACGGUUCAUGCACAUUGUGCUUGCCCUCUUCUGACCUCUGGGACAGAUCGCUUGGGGUGACAAACUUUCCCCGCAAAUCUGCAAAGAAGGCGUCACGGGUGGAACAAACCUUGACCUGUGUGUGGCAGAGAUGUGGACAAGAGGAGGAGCCAGAAUAUUUACUCGUUCAGAGACCCAGCUCAGACUCUGAAAGCUUCCAUCCGAAAGAUCAGGUGGAAACAAGAGGUAGAGGAUUUGUAUAUUUGAUGACCGUUCACGGACUCCACCAAUCCGAAAUGAAAGGAGGUGGAGCUAUGGACACAAAUGGACAGUAA
Molecule: messenger RNA, 870 nt
Organism: Pelobates fuscus (common spadefoot toad)
Lineage: Eukaryota; Metazoa; Chordata; Amphibia; Anura; Pelobatidae
Product: adenine DNA glycosylase-like
Exons: 7
Coding region: 1-870 (289 amino acids)
Biological process (GO): mismatch repair; base-excision repair
Cellular component (GO): nucleus
Molecular function (GO): 4 iron, 4 sulfur cluster binding; oxidized purine DNA binding; purine-specific mismatch base pair DNA N-glycosylase activity
Source: RefSeq, a predicted model, not a curated record